AUGUCCCAGCUGCAGUCUGAGCUCGGCGAUGCUGUUGAGGAGGUUGAGUUGUUGAUGAAACAAGGUCAGAAGGCUAAAAUCGUGUCGAAGAGAAUGCAGGCAGAGCUGACGAUGACGGGGGCGAGGCUGGAAGAAGAGAGGAGGAGGAGGCUGGGCGAGAUGCAGGAGAGGAGGCUGCAGGAGACGAGGAGCGAGAGGGAGAAGGAGGAGAUGAGGAUGGACUUUCUUGCGGGUUUGAAGAGGAUAAGGGAGGAGGAGGAGGAAGCUCGACGUGCUCUGGACGCAGCCGAGGACGAGGUCAGGCGCGUGAGGACGGGACUGGACAGGAGGACGGAGAGUUUGGUAGCGCGAUGCGAGGAGACGGAAAGACUUCAUAGCCUCAGGAAUCAUUUCAACAUGUUCAAGACCAACCGUCUGCUGCUGUCAACUCUUGUCUGCUCUGUCAGUCGACAGCUGCGCAAUGCUGGGAGAUGCUUGCUGCGUCGAUGCUACGACGCCCUGUGCUCUCUCUUGGACGCUUGCGGGGAGCGAGGGAGAAGAAGGCUCCUGUCCUCGCUCCUCAUCUCUGCUCGCAGGCUGCUGCUGUCUGGAUGUUUCAACCACUGGACGCGCUUCCAGUGCGUUGUUCAGUCGCAGGAGCUGCAAGCUCGCGUGUCAAGUUGUCAGAGGUCGCAGUUGCACUUGUGGUUGAAGAGAAGACAAGUUCGUCAAGACAGCAAGUUUGUUUCGGUGGAGGUCGUUUGCCCUGACAACGACGGCUGA
Messenger RNA from Guillardia theta CCMP2712, 762 nucleotides. RefSeq lists its product as hypothetical. Lineage: Eukaryota; Cryptophyceae; Pyrenomonadales; Geminigeraceae. The record is from RefSeq and is a predicted model, not a curated record. The coding region runs from base 1 to 762 and encodes 253 amino acids. The transcript has 3 exons.